AUAUAUACCCUCUUUGGGAGAAAACAAGAAAGACAUGUCAUACCAAUAAACAACCACAAAAUGAAGCCUCUUUCCUCUUUCUUCCUUCUUCUGUCCAUAUUUCUCUCCUUAUUUUUCCUACUAUUCCAUGGCUCACAAGGCCAGAAUUUAAUACAAAAUACUUGCAAAACAUGUUCAAAAGAUGAUCCAAAUAUAAAGUAUGAUUUUUGCACUUCAUCUUUACAAGCUGCUCCAGCCAGUCAAUGUGCUACUCUUCGUGGACUCGGGAUGAUUUCGAUUAGGUUAAUUCGAUACAACGUUACUGAUACAAGGUGUCAUAUUAAGAUUUUAAUGAAGGACAAGAAGUUGGAUCCUUAUGUAAGAAUGUGUUUGAGUGAUUGUUUUGAACUUUAUUCAGAUGCUAUCCCGUCUAUCAAGCUUGCUAUGAAGAGUUAUAACGCGAAGAAAUAUUAUGAUGCUAAUAUACAAAUAAGUUCAAUUAUGGAUGCUGCUACGACAUGUGAAGAUGGAUUUAAGGAGAAAGAUGGUGUUGUGUCACCAUUAACAAAGAGAAAUGAAAUCACUUUUCAGUUGUCUGCACUGGCACUUUCUGUUAUGAAUUUUAUUAAGAAUAAUGGGUCAACUGGUUGAUAUUUUAUAUUCAAGAAUUCUUUAUUUUGAAUGUUAAUAUUCAUCUAUGUUAGAUUUUCCUUCAUAAGGUAGCUUCUCUAUCUUUCUUCUC
Messenger RNA from Nicotiana attenuata, 721 nucleotides. RefSeq names its product putative invertase inhibitor. Bases 61 to 630 code for a protein of 189 amino acids. Gene Ontology annotation, molecular function: enzyme inhibitor activity. The record is from RefSeq and is a predicted model, not a curated record. NCBI's taxonomy places the organism in Eukaryota, Viridiplantae, Streptophyta, Magnoliopsida, Solanales, Solanaceae. The transcript has a single exon.